GUCCGGCCCGGAAGUUGUGUAGUUUCUGAGCGCUAGUUAGCCUGUUAGCUAUGGGUGUUUGUUUUAGAACCGGAAGCUGAUUUAGCUAGUCUAAGUUGUUAGCAGCUGCAGUGAGAAGGUUUUCACCUAGCCGCCAUGUUGGGGUGAAUUUGCGUAUUUAAACUAAAACCAGGAAGUGUUUAGCUGCGCUAGCUAGCUAGCUAGCUAGCUGUUGGUUUGUCAGCUGACUCAUCACAUGACUUCUAGUCUGUCCGGGUUGCACCAGAGAAUCUCUUCAUUUCUCCGCAGACAUCCAUACCAAGCUGCUGCAGGAAGAUAAAUGGAGAAAAAGUGAAGAUUCUCCAUCAUGAGGGAAGAAUGAGGCUGAAUACCCAGUGAGGAGGAGCAGCAGCCGGGGUAAACAAGCGAGCUAAAUCUGGUUUCUGCUGGUGGACCUUUCCUAAUUUGGGCGUUGAAGAGAUCUUUGAAAAUGGGUCCAGAUGGGAAGAAGCUGCUGAACAUCAUCAUCCUCGGCUUUGGCUUCAUGUUCAUGUUCACUGCUUUUCAGACAUGUGGAAACAUAGAGCAAACUGUUAUCAAGAGCUUCAACAGCACCGAGUUUCAUGGGAGCGGCUACACGAGCAUGGCCAUCAUUUAUGGUGUUUUCUCUGCAUCCAACCUGGUGUCCCCCUCUGUGGUGACAGUCAUCGGACCCCAGGUCUCCAUGUUCCUCAGUGGUAUUUUAUACAGCGGUUACAUCGCCAUGUUCAUCCACCCGUUCACCUGGAGCUUCUACACAGCGUCUGUGUUGGUCGGCAUCGCCGCUGCAGUUCUGUGGACUGCUCAGGGAAACGUGUUGGCCAUCAACUCCAGCGACGGCACCAUCGGCAGAAACAGCGGCAUAUUCUGGUCGCUGCUGCAGUUCAGUUUGUUCUUUGGGAAUCUCUACAUUUACUGUGCCUGGCAUGGACACGUCCACAUCACUGACCACGACCGCAGGACGGUGUUCAUCUCUCUCACCGUGAUCAGUUUAGUCGGCUGCUUCCUCUUCUUCCUGAUCCGGAAGCCUGACCCAGACUCUUCCUCUCGUUCUGAGGUGACGGAGUCUCUGCUGCAGACAGAGUCCAUAGACGGGUCCACAGACAGCUCAUCUCCACCGGACCUCUGCUCUCAGGCUCUGGAUGCUUUUGUUAAAGCCUGUAAAAUAUCGGUCACCAAGGAAAUGCUGCUGCUGAGCGUCUCUAUUGGAUACACAGGUCUGGAGCUCACCUUUUACAGCGGUGUGUACGGGACAUGCAUCGGAGCCAUGACACGCUUUGGGUCCGAUGCAAAGAGUUUGAUCGGAAUCUCUGGAAUUUGUAUCGGCAUCGGAGAGAUCAUAGGAGGGGGCGUCUUUGGGCUGCUGAAUAAAAACAACCGUUUUGGGAGGAACCCUGUGGUGCUGCUGGGACUCAUCACUCACUUUGUUGCGUUCUUCCUGAUUUUCCUCAACAUUGCCAGUGAUGCUCCGCUGGCACCAGAGGGCGGGACAGAUCUGAAGGCUUUCAUCACACCCAGUGUCGGGGUGGCGUUGCUCUGCAGCUUCCUGCUCGGACUGGGAGACAGCUGCUUCAACACGCAGCUCCUGAGCAUCGUCGGCUUCAUGUUCCGCGACAACAGCGCCCCUGCCUUCGCCGUCUUCAAGUUCAUCCAGUCCAUCAUGGCCGCCGUGGCCUUCUUCUACAGUAACUACCUGCUUCUCCACUGGCAGCUGCUUAUCCUCGUCAUCGUUGGCUUUUUGGGAUCCAUCUCAUUUUUCGCAGCCGAGACGGUCGCCGAGUCCAAAAAGAGGGACUCGGACUACGACAGCAUCUGAAGCAGGACGUGUUUGGCUUCGUCAGCUGGAGAACCAUCUGACCAGAACUCCAGGUGAUCGAUGCUGAGGUUUGGGUUCCACCGAGAGGCUCGGUUUGUUGCUGGAGGUAGAAACUCAUCUUUAUCUGAAAUAUGGAGUCAAUCAGAAGGACAGACUGUCAUCUCCAUUCUUUACUGCCUGGUUUCACUCUUUAAAUCUGACUUUAUUACACUUUGCUUGU
This is a messenger RNA of Girardinichthys multiradiatus, 2054 nucleotides long. Its product is annotated as UNC93-like protein MFSD11. Bases 470 to 1834 code for a protein of 454 amino acids. The record is from RefSeq and is a predicted model, not a curated record. The transcript has 14 exons. Lineage: Eukaryota; Metazoa; Chordata; Actinopteri; Cyprinodontiformes; Goodeidae.